This is a messenger RNA of Priapulus caudatus, 2332 nucleotides long. RefSeq names its product neuronal calcium sensor 2-like. Gene Ontology annotation, molecular function: calcium ion binding. Lineage: Eukaryota; Metazoa; Priapulida; Priapulimorpha; Priapulimorphida; Priapulidae. The record is from RefSeq and is a predicted model, not a curated record. The coding region runs from base 197 to 784 and encodes 195 amino acids. The transcript is spliced from 5 exons.
UAAUAUGCACUCGGAAUAGGUAAGCACAGAGGCAAGCAUUGCCGUUUCAUUCGCCCGUUCCGAUCUUGCCGGCAUUCGUGUUUCAUCGUGUCGCAGUGUCAUCGUCGCUGUUACUGUAUAGUCGUCUACUAGGCGUCUGCAUAUACUACGGUGUAGCCAGCGUCUCUUUGUACAUCCGGACAUUAGGAACUAUCGCAUGAUGCGUAGAAGCACAGCCAGCAUGGGAAAGGCUUUCAGCAAGCAGCACAAGCUCACAGACGACGAGCUGGUCUUUCUGAAGAACAAUACGAGUUUCACGGAGGAGCAGAUUCGCGAAUGGCACCGCGGCUUCCACCAAGACUGCCCCAGUGGCCAACUCUCUAGGAAAAAAUUUAUCGAGGUGUACAAGCAGUUCUUCCCGACGGGUAAAGCCGAGACGUUUUGCGACCACGUCUUCCGGACCUUCGACCAGGACAACUCCGGCUACAUCGACUUCAAGGAGUUUCUGCUCGCGAUCAACGUGACCUCUAGCGGCACACCUGAGCAGAAGCUCAACUGGGCGUUCAAGAUGUACGACAUUGACAACAGCGGCACUAUUGAACUGAGCGAGAUGACGAAGAUUAUCCAGGCGAUAUACGAGAUGCUGGGUGCCGACGCCAACCAAAUGCAGGACACACCCGAGGAUCGCGCCAAGAGAAUCUUCCAGAAGAUGGACGAGAACAAGGAUGGCGCGCUGACGCAGGACGAGUUCAUACAUGGAUGCAAGAGCGACGAAGAUCUAUACAAAAUUCUCACGGGCAGUUAGAGAGGGUUGCCACGGCGAACCACCAAAAUAAUAAUUUUUUGUACAGUCACAGUACGCGCUCGGGGAGGGAAGCUCACGCGAGGGAGGAUGAGGAGGAAUGAAUCGUGUAGCGCCGAUGCUCAAACUAGAGCGGCUCCCGGAAGCGUGGGGGUAUUUUUCUUCUAUCUCCGAUUGUCUGGUUACAGUUAUAUGGUACUGCUAUGGUCGUGAAUAAACUGACUCACGUUCAUGUGAUUCAUUGUGUUCUGCGCGAAUGUGAACGGGCGAUGACCUCAACGAAAGCGAAACCCAUUUCAUAAAAAAACGGCGUUUGAAUGGGGAAAACAUUUCGUCAUGAACUUGAUAGCGUUCCGCUAUUAUUUAAACAGAAACGUAAAGCACAUGGAAAUCAAUUUUGCGCGCGCGCGCGCGCACGCGUGCAUGCAUGCAGUUACAGAAAUUUUGCGAAUGCCAAUCUUCCGUAUUGAAUAGACUCAUCGCGAUCACCUUUCUAUUCCUGAUCAUAUAACAUAAUCCCCAAGCUCGUGCUCAACGGCACGAGUGACGAAAACACGUAUCUGUUGCUCAAGAGUACAAUAUAGUACACAUUUUCUGCUGAUGUAGCUACAGUCGAAGGCGUAUAUGGGAAGCAGUCAAGGGGAAACAGCCAAAGUUUCCAUUUUAGAAUACGUGUUCAUUCUAUAGAGGUCGGUUGACUUGAAAACCGCUCCCCAAGGGGAACAUCAAAAACAUUACAUGCUAGGUAUAUCCGUUCUAUACAGGUGACAGAGGCGCUAACAAAGAGUUGAGUGCACAAAUAUACAAUCGGGAGUGAAUCUUCUUCUUCUUCUUCUUUCUUGGCAUUAUUAGUCCCACUCAAGUGCGGUCGCUUAAAUAUUUGUCAUUAUUCGCCCCUGAUACAAUGGUAGGCGACCAUCGUUGCUAUAUAUAGCAAGACUAGAUAUGACGUGAGGCUGCGUGGAGAAGCCCCAGGCUCUAAUCCGACAGGUUUCAUCAGGGCGAGAUAUAUGUGCCUCUUGCGGGGAAUUGUCGUAUAGAGCUCAAUAGCAAUCCCACUCCUAAUCCGCAUUACACAGAAAUAGACGAGACAAGAGUAAGUCGUGGAAUGUCUAUUGUUGGUAUUACGGACUGACUGCAGACAUAUGAGGGAAUCUGUCGCGGCUGACAGGUCAAGGAAAAGCUACGAGGAAAGAACGCCGUUGAUGCGCUGUCGGUGAUACUGGCCAGGGCUGUAGGCUGAGCAAAUUCCUAUAGGGGAAGGCAACAUUUCAUGAUUCAACUGUGUAAUGAUGAGCGACGGGUGCAGCUCUUGAAUGACGUCGACGUCCAUAGUGUAGUAGGGAUGGGUCUGAGACAAGGCUUUCACGGAUAAGUGACAAAAAAAUCACGUUAGGGCUCUUAAAGAUUAUUAGCUAAGCUCAUUUUUAAAUUUUGCUCCAAAAUCUAGUGGGGCACCCUUGCCCCCCGUGAGGCUAUGGCCCUGCUGGUCACGGGAACUUGGAACGUUUAAAUAAUAAAAUGAUGGUAAAUAAACACGAAAUGUAUUUA